AUGAAUAUCUUCCAAUUACCUCCUGAUCUCUUGCAAAAUAUCGUCUUGCGGACGCUCGUCUCCGAGCCUGACGUCGUCGCGGAUGACGAGCAGCCACAACGACGAGAUGCGUUUCCGCAAAGUACACAUCAUAAUAUUGGCGGGGUCAGAGGGUUGGCGUGUACAAUUUGUAUCCAAGCUACGUUUAACGACAUCGACGAGCAAAAGGCCCAUUAUCGCUCCGAUUGGCACCGUUACAACGUCAAGGCGAACCUUGUACGCAAACCAAUCCUCUCAGAAGCACAGUUUGCGAACGCGCUCGCUGAUUUGUCAGACUCUAUCUCCGGAUCCGCAUCUUCAGAGAGUGAUGAUGCGAGCGAAGACGAGGAUCGCGUCGCAGGUGCCCUUCGCCGUGCACAUAUCUCGUCUGCCACAGAGGACGGUGACGAGAUGGCAGGCCGAGCUUCAAUCCCACGAACUGCUCUUCGUUGGUUUCACUCUGCACCGAAUACCCAGAUUGGAAUCUACAACGCGGUGUUUCCUCUCAAGAUGGAUGAAAAGGAGUACGUUACGGAAUUGAAGAGAAUGCAGGAGCAUCCUUCAGAGGACGGAAGACUCUGGACAAUGCUCAUGAUUGCGGGAGGUCAUUUCGCGGGCAUGGUGAGGAAAAGAGUGCCCCCGCUGGAAAGACGAAGGGAAAAGCAUAAACUGCCCGACUACGAAGUUGUCCUGCACAAGACUUUUCAUCGAUAUACGACUCGACGCAAGCAGGGUGGUUCCCAGUCAGUCAAUGAUAAUGCCAAAGGUCCUGCCAAAAGCGCUGGGGCUCAGUUGCGACGCUAUGGAGAGCAGGCACUGCGAGAUGAUAUCCGUAAUCUUAUGGCGGAGUGGUCAGAGGACAUUGCCGCAAGUGAACGAAUCUGGAUACGUGCAAAUAUCUCAAAUAAGCGCAUCUUCUACGACUACGAAGAUGCUGCGUUUGCAAAGAACGACGAGCGCCUCCGGACAUUUCCCUUUCCAACACGCAGACCAACACAAACCGAACUGUUGCGUUGCCUCAAUGAACUCCUGCACGCCAAAACGACACAUUUCUCCGAGGAUGAACUGCGCGAGCAAGACGCGCAAGCUCUCGCAGCACUCCCAAAACCCAAGCCCGCUCCCAUUGUCAAUCCACAGUCCACAAAGCCCAAACCCAAGCCCGAAGUGCCAACUUUGACCAAGGAGCAAGAGACACUCAAGAAUUUAUGGGAGAGGUUGCUGGAUAUGACACGUAAAGGACGUUUGGAUCCUCUGAUUGCCCUUUGGGAAAAGGCUGGCUCGAGCAUUGGAGGUGUCGAUGCGCAUGUCCGUCCGUCGCAAGAGGCUGUUGUGAAAUGGCUCCUCGAGGAUAUGGGGGCGGAUCCGACGACGACUAUCAAUCUCGAUGCCUCAGAGGAGGUUGGUACAAGUACCAAAACUCACAACUAUGGCAAGACACCAUACGAGGUCUCUGGGUCGAAGGGGACGAGAGACGUAUUUCGUCGGCUUGCUGGUGUGUACCCCGACAAGUGGGACUGGCUAGGAGAUGCACGUGUCCCCAGCGUACUGAGUAAGGAGAUGGAGGAAGAACAAGACACCAAGAAAAAGGUUCGAAGGAAGGGCCUCAAGGAGAAAAUCAAAGAGCGGGAGGAAAAGACGAAGAACAGUGCCCCUGUUGAGGAAGAUACAGAGGAUGUGGCCCCAACACCACCAGGGGGGCUUCAAGUGGCAUCUGGACCACAGAAACUUGGUGGUGCGAGUACGACAUCUGGGAUUAUGGGGCUUACACCAGAAAUGCGCGCUCGACUCGAGCGGGAGAGGAGAGCGAGGGCGAUAGAAGCGCGUAUGCAAAGCACCAAGCCUUGA
This is a messenger RNA of Serendipita indica DSM 11827, 1863 nucleotides long. Lineage: Eukaryota; Fungi; Basidiomycota; Agaricomycetes; Sebacinales; Serendipitaceae. The record is from the annotation of a GenBank genome assembly.